AUGCCCUUAAUCGGGCACAUCAACGCUUCGACCCAUCCCAUCUACGACGAACCCUGGCUCCACAACGUGGCUGAUAGAAUUCUCACUUACCGUACUGUGGAGGCUGCCAGCGAAGAGAAUGUGAGGCAUAUCGAGGAGCUCGAACUUGCGCGACAAAAGACUGGGCAGCCCGACCGAGAAAAGCACUUGUUGGAUUACACUUUGCUGCUACGGCAAUGCGAUGCGAGCGGGGCUCCACCGAGCUAUGGAAUACGCCGCAUGCCACGAUACCGGGCCGCCCCCACAUCCAUGAAGGCGGUCAUGGUAACCCCAAUACUCCUUGCGGUCCUUUCUUCUGUCGCAAUCUACUUUUCCAUCGGACAUUUAACCAUGCUUUCCAUCCUACGCGUGCCGACAGCGAGAAAACGCGGCGGGUGCUGUUUCCAGGGCAUUCUGUGGCCCCAUAAGAACAUUGAGCCAUUAGCCAACUUUUACACGGAGAAGAGGAUAGGUUUCGUCGACUCGCUCGCCUGGGACCUCGUUUCGACGUCGGAGCAGCCCCUCGGCGACGAGUGGACCGUCCUGCCGGCAAUUAUGCAGCACAUUGGCGGGAAAAGCUCCAAGGAGACAACUUUGGCUCCGAUAAGCCGGGGAGAUGACCGAGGCAGAGAAACUAUGGAAUUUCAGCUUCGAGUGGAACAAGCCUGA
Parascedosporium putredinis is the source of this 687-nucleotide messenger RNA. NCBI's taxonomy places the organism in Eukaryota, Fungi, Ascomycota, Sordariomycetes, Microascales, Microascaceae. The record is from the annotation of a GenBank genome assembly.